CAUCCGAUUCCUACUCUAAAUCUCUAUAAAUAUAACUCGACUUCUUCUUUAACCAACCUUUACACAAAUUUCCGAGUUUUAGAGAGAGGGUUCUUGAAGAGAUUCCAAGAUGGCCCGUACCAAGCAAACUGCUCGUAAAUCUACAGGAGGAAAGGCCCCAAGGAAGCAGCUGGCUACUAAGGCUGCCCGUAAGUCUGCCCCAACCACUGGUGGAGUGAAGAAGCCUCACCGAUACCGCCCUGGAACUGUUGCUCUUCGUGAAAUCCGUAAAUAUCAGAAGAGUACGGAGCUCUUGAUCAGGAAACUCCCAUUCCAGAGGCUUGUUCGUGAAAUUGCCCAGGACUUCAAGACUGAUCUGCGUUUCCAGAGCCAUGCUGUGCUGGCGCUGCAAGAGGCAGCCGAGGCAUACCUUGUGGGUUUGUUCGAAGACACUAACCUUUGUGCCAUCCAUGCCAAGCGUGUCACUAUAAUGCCCAAGGAUAUCCAGCUGGCUAGGAGGAUCAGGGGCGAGCGUGCCUAAGUGACAUGUUGAAAUGGGAGACAAGUGGGCUUUUGAUCAGCAGAAGCCAAGUUGUUUAGGUAGUAGAUAGAUAGGUUCGUGGGUUGUAGUGUUAGGCUGUGUGAUGUUGGGUUAAUAGAAGGUGGUGUCCUUAAUCUUGUCUUCUGGGGAUGUGAACCUCUUGGUAUAUUUUCUUUUGUUAAAAACUGUGUUGAAUGUCUUCUUUUCUUGUGACUGGUGCCACAGCGAAGUGGUACUUGAACACAUGCGCUAUUAUUUUGGAUCUAAUUUUUAGUUUGUUAAAUUC
Populus euphratica (Euphrates poplar) is the source of this 806-nucleotide messenger RNA. RefSeq names its product histone H3.3. NCBI's taxonomy places the organism in Eukaryota, Viridiplantae, Streptophyta, Magnoliopsida, Malpighiales, Salicaceae. Gene Ontology annotation, cellular component: nucleosome. The record is from RefSeq and is a predicted model, not a curated record. The coding region runs from base 110 to 520 and encodes 136 amino acids. The transcript has 5 exons. Gene Ontology annotation, molecular function: protein heterodimerization activity; structural constituent of chromatin; DNA binding.